Drosophila obscura is the source of this 862-nucleotide messenger RNA. RefSeq names its product DNA replication complex GINS protein SLD5 (gene Sld5). The transcript has 3 exons. Gene Ontology annotation, cellular component: GINS complex. The record is from RefSeq and is a predicted model, not a curated record. Gene Ontology annotation, biological process: double-strand break repair via break-induced replication; DNA-templated DNA replication. Bases 79 to 756 code for a protein of 225 amino acids. Lineage: Eukaryota; Metazoa; Arthropoda; Insecta; Diptera; Drosophilidae.
UACUGCUUGCCUUUCGCAGGAAACGUAAACAAGCUGUUAAUUUUGCGCCAAAACAUUAAAGAAAAUAUCUGGAAAAUCAUGUCGGAUGACGAGCAUAUAGCCGAUCUUGAAGCGGAGGCUGCCUUGGGCAAUGACGACGAGGAGGAUGAUGAUGAUAUGGAGCAAAUAACGGCACAAAAGGUGCUCGAGAUUCUGGAGACAGCCUGGAUCAAUGAAAUGUGUGCCCCCGAAAUACUGCCCAACCAGACGGACAUGCUGGAGCUAAUGGUCUCCCAGGUGUCUCACAUGGAGGAGCAAAUGAAGGACUUGGACAAGAACGAUUUCCGAGCUGUGGUGCACAGCAUGGAGCUGGAACGUGUGCGCUACAUCAUGGCCAGCUACCUCAGAUGCCGCCUGCAGAAAAUCGAGACCUUCACCCAGCACAUACUCAACCAGGAGGAGGCGCGCGAGCCGGACGACAAGCGCCUGUCGCCGGAGGAGACGAAAUUCGCCAAUGAAUUCUCCAGCCAUGUGGAUGAGUAUUUCCAUAAGGUGGCCACCCAGUACAUGCCCAACCAGCAGCGUGGCGAGCUCGAGCAAAGGAUCGUUACACCCAACCUGAUGAGUCAUGUGUUUCUCAAGGCAAAUGUGGCAGUGCCUGCUGUGAUUGUGGGCGUGGACGACGAGGAGGUCGACAUGGCGCCCGGUUCCCAACAUAUUAUUCCAUAUCAACUAGUGGCCGACUUGGUACAGAACAACCAAGCGCAGCUGAUUUAACAGAUAAAAUAGACUUUAAAAAAAACAUACAUUUUAAUACAGCAAAAUGUCAUGUUUCCCAUGCGUUUCAGUGUAUAUUUUGCCAUAAAUUAAUUAAUUAACUAUA